AAAAUAUAUAGAACAACCUUCGGAAUACGUGUGCUGUGUGUAAAGUUCAUGAUACUUUUCACGUUUUACAAUGAUCGUUGUCAUGGCUACCACCAUUAUUCUGCAAUAAAUCAAAGGUUUGGAAUGGCACAGAGGAGUCUGAGCGACAUUGCAUCGAGGAAUCUUUGCAAUCAAUCAGAGAGCUAGGAGGUGGCUCCUGAAGAGAUGAAGUAAGAAGAGCUCCAAGAUCUACACAUUAUACUAUCUGAUAUUUUUUUUGCAAAUAUACCCUGGGCUAUCCAACCGUUGAUAGUGGCCGGAAAAAUAGGUUACAAUGGAAUGUAACAACAUAUGCCUAAGUAUUCUGCUCUUCGGCUUCGUGUCAUUCCUUUUCGGAGUACGUUCUAAUUCUUUGAGCAAGCAUUCGACUUGCAGAGACGAUCACGGGCUCAACUAUACCCUACUUAUGUUUGAGGUCUGCCCUGAGCGCCCCGAUGGCAAUGGGAAGAUGGUGGCUACAAUCCCCAAGUUAAUCCCAGUGGCACAUCCUCAAAAUGGAUCAUGCCCAAUCUCCGGGAGAGCGAGGAUAACGGGACACCGCUUGUGCAGAUUUCCGGAUUGCCUUGGUAACCCGUGUAAAGACUGCUGGUGUGAGGAGACUCUGAUAGGAUUCAAAUGCCUCUGCGGGGAUGGAUACGCCAGGGGGAAACCUGAUAUCAAUGAAUGCAGCAGUAAUCCGUGUGGUGAUCAUGGUGUUUGUCAUGAUCAAAAAAAUGGUUACACAUGUGAAUGUAAUGAUGGGUGGACUGGAACAUACUGUGAAACGGAUAUCAAUGAAUGCAGCAGUAAUCCGUGUGGUGAUCAUGGUGUUUGUCAUGUUCAUAUAAAUGGUUACACAUGUGAAUGUAAUGAUGGGUGGAAUGGAACAUACUGUGAAAAGGACAUCAAUGAAUGCAGCAGUAAUCCGUGUGGUGAUCAUGGUGUUUGUCAUGUUCAUAUAAAUGGUUACACAUGUGAAUGUAAUGAUGGGUGGAAUGGAACAUACUGCGAAAAGGAUAUCAAUGAAUGCAGCAGUAAUCCGUGUGGUGAUCAUGGUGUUUGUCAUGUUCAUAUAAAUGGUUACACAUGUGAAUGUAAUGAUGGGUGGAAUGGAACAUACUGCGAAAAGGAUAUCAUUGAAUGCAGCAGUAAUCCGUGUGGUGAUCAUAGUGUUUGUUAUGAUCAUAUAAAUGGUUACACAUGUGAAUGUAAUGAUGGGUGGAAUGGAACAUACUGUGAAACGGCCAUCUGUCCCAGUGGUUGGUUCUACCACGGUCAAAAGUGCUUUUUUCGAGAGAUAGAAAGGAUGUUAUGGACGGCUGCAAAGGAAUAUUGUGGUAAGAAACGCGUCACACUGUCAGGCGGGAUCGGGACGAGACAGGCGUCGCUGCUAUUGGUUGAAACUCAAGAGGAAGCUGACUUCAUUGCCAAUAAGUUUAUGCGUAAUCAUGAGGCCUACCCUCGAAUCUGGAUAAACUGCAACGACGAGCUCACGGAGGGUAGAUGGGUCUGCGAAAGCGAUGCUUCGGGAACAGUUUUGCCUUACAGGAGUAAGAAAAACGCACAUUUGCAUUUUUGUAUCAUUAACUUUGGGAUCUUUCGUUGAAAUUUGGUUGUUGUUGUUGAAGAGUGCCGUGGGUUCCACGUACGGUACAUCGUGCUUUCGUGGGCGUUAUGUUGGUCAUGAAAAGGACCACCCAUAAGCAAACUCGACAUGUGCAUUCUUGUCGUCUUCAGCCCACGAAAGUAUACAUGUUGAAACCCUCUACACUAUUCUUCUUCUUCGCCAUGAAAACCAUCAGAAGUUAUCUUGGUGGUUGUUUAAUUCUUUUCACAGUAAUCAAUUCCUCUUUGAUAUUCUCCCUAUUCAUUCAAAUCAGUUUCAGCUCAGUCCUCUUUGAAGUGAACGGAAGUUCACCGAGAAAGAAACAUUUGUUUUUAUUAAAAACAAUCCCGGGAUUCAGGAGGGGGCUGUUGGCGGUUACACGAGCCUAAUUACAACUGGCAGGCAAAAGAUAUUCAUUCGAGCAAACCCAUUCUCAAUUGUUGAAUUUGAUAUUGCUGAUUGACAAAAAUGAAUGAAUAUGAUUGACAAUCUAACACUGAUUCUAGGGAGGGUACCUACUGAACUUCCUUUUUCCAAAUUGGAAAGAUAUAUCACUACUUUCGAACUAUUUUUUUUACUGGCGGAAGAAUUAGGGCCAUUUUACUCUCUCAAAUGAUGAAUUUGAUCCUGUCAGAUGUAGUCUUCAUAAAUGCUGAUUUAUUUUUUUAAAUGAGCCGGUCGAGGUACCCUUUUCUGGUCAGAUAUGGAAUGUCAGACAUAUAUCCUAUCCACUGGUAGUAAACAUUCAACCCUCGAAUUUCCUCCUUAUUUUUUAUGAAUGUUCUAAAGUGCUACUUUAACACACGAGUCUGGGAAAUUAUUUAGGCCUGUGAUACCUGGAUAUUAUGAACCAGAGCCAUCAUAAUCGAGAGAGGAUUGAUUGAUAAAACUAGCACCUUAUAUCUGUAUAUAAUGAUAGCCAAGCGAGCCCAAAGUCGAUGACGAUUAUAAUAGGGUUUAUUUAGUCAGACUACACCUCAUGAAUAUUCAUGACCACAGAAAAAAAUGCGGAAUUUCCGACGCAUAGAUCUAGAUCAACCCGACUGGACUAUUGACGCAAGUUCGUGUCUCGCCUUUGAUGUUUAAAAGUUUCCUUAUUAUUAAUUUUUUAUGCAAGACUUACAAGUCCAAAAACCUCCAAAAUAGAUUUCCAGACUGGCUUCGAUACGGAAAAAAGGAGCGCGUUAAGUCGCCAUCCUGGUUUCAACCAAUUAACAUGGCGCAUUAUUUUCAUGGACUUCCACGAAUUGUUCGUGGAACUUACCUGCUCUGCUAGGACUAUUUUCAUAGAACUUGUUGAAAUAACAAAUUUGCAGUUAAAAACUACGGAAAUCUUCAAUCUGAUUGGCUGAUAAUAAAUUUGUUCUAGAAAUUGUGCAUUUGUUAUUAUAAUAGAUCUUUAUGAAACGGAUCCCUUCUCUCCAAUGAUGGUGCAUUUGGUUAAAUUAUUUGCAUAUUUGCAGAUUCUUUUCAGAAAUAUGAAUAAAAAAUAAUUGCACUUGAAUUUACCUUUUAAAGGUCAAUCAGAUUCAUUUAUACUAUUCAAGUGCCAAAAAGAUAAUUCAACCAUGAACCAUAUAUUAAAAUGAAUUUUAUGGAAUCUAUGAUACACAUACUGGGGCAACGUCUCGGGGGGGGGGUGUUGGCAGAGUCGACAUCCAUGUUAUUUCAAGUAAUGUAAACAAAAUAAAAACAGGAGAAAACAUAGAGAGAUGUCGAAAUAAAAGAAAAGUUUCAAAAAGAGACCAUAUCGUCGCGAGAUAUCAUACAUCAAUUUAAUUGAAUAAAGAAAAAAAAACGACAUCGCCUUUUUGUCGAUUCGCCCCCAGCAUCCCUGCCUUGAAUUCCCGGAAAAUAAUGUGCACAUGUGGUAUUUGGAAGUAGUGCUUCGAAAAAGCACGAAAUUGCUUCAUAUAUAGAUUCUCAUUUGUACCAGACUCAAUUCACAUAUUUAACAGUAGGGCAAGACGAGGUCAAACUGCCUUGUAGGCUGAUGUAUCUUAGAUGGGAGGGGAUGGGGAUCAGUCCCCUGGGAACAGCAUGUUACUUAUUUAAUUCAUGUUUAAUAACCAUUCAAAUAUUUAUUUAGUCAUAACGCCAUUUUGCUGUUAUAUACUGUCAAUUAUCAUUUAUUGGUAUACAUUGUAUUUGUAAAUUUGUUGGUAACCAGCGAGCACCAAAUUUCCAUUUGAUUGGACAAUAAAUAAAUUCAAUUCAAUAAAUGUGA
Messenger RNA from Lytechinus pictus (painted urchin), 3851 nucleotides. RefSeq names its product fibropellin-1-like. Bases 314 to 1624 code for a protein of 436 amino acids. Gene Ontology annotation, molecular function: calcium ion binding. NCBI's taxonomy places the organism in Eukaryota, Metazoa, Echinodermata, Echinoidea, Temnopleuroida, Toxopneustidae. The transcript has 9 exons. The record is from RefSeq and is a predicted model, not a curated record.